Onthophagus taurus is the source of this 5913-nucleotide messenger RNA. Lineage: Eukaryota; Metazoa; Arthropoda; Insecta; Coleoptera; Scarabaeidae. The record is from RefSeq and is a predicted model, not a curated record.
UCAACAAAAAAGAAGAAGAUUCGAUUUUCUUGAUUUUGAAACCAUCAAAAAGGAUUAUCGUAUUUUAGUUAAUGUCCAUCCUCAGAAUACACCAUAACGUGUAAGAUGCAGUGUGUGAGGCAGUGGGUCGCCGCAGGGCACGGUCUCGGCGGCGGGGCCCUUUGCAUCGGCGCAUGGCGGCCCCAAUGAGAUCCACGAGCUCGCAGCAGGAAGCUGGCCACCGAGCUAGGGUGGCGGACCUCCGGCAGCAGGGCCCCCUACAUUCAUCGCCGUGUAUAACGUCGUCGUCGAAUUCGACCUCUUCGUCGACCUCAACCUCAACAUUACAACAACACCAUCACCAGGUCAUUCAACAACAACCACCGACAUCGCAAUCGUCUUCUUCCUUAAAUCAUCAUCAUCACCACCACAACCACCACCACCAUCAUCAUCAUCACCAUCAGGGGCUGUCCGUGGCCGCCUCAACGACGACCAACAAUUUUGAGUAUGACGAUAAUGAGUGGGACAUCGGAAUUGGAGAUUUAAUUAUCGAUUUGGACGCGGAUAUUGAAAAAACGAACGAAGGAAAUAAUAAUAAUAGUAUUAAUAAUAGUAAUAGUAGCGGAGGUGGUUUGACACCUUCUUCUGUUACUGGUGUCGGGGGAAAUUUGGUGCCGGGGACCACCACUCUUUGUGGUGACCAACAGCACCAUCAGGUUAACGCUUUGCAAGCUACCACUGUGAUGGCUACCAGCGCUAAUCCAAAUACCUCGACGAAAAACGCUGCUAAAAUGGCCAUUGAACAUUCGGCCACUGUUGAUAAGGGUUUAAAAAUGAAAAUAAAACGUACAAAACCCGGAACGAAAUCAUCAGAAGCAAAGCACGAAAUCGUCAAGAGUAACGAACAGAACGGUACGACGGACACAACGGAUAUAAUUACGGGUGGCGGCGGCGGUGGUAAAGGAACUUCCGGUACGUCGGGUAACACGACAACAAGCGGGAAACAUCCGCCGCCAAAUUCGAUAAACGCGAGCGGCGGGAUUUCAUCGCUGUCGAACUCGUCCUCGUCGAAUUCGCAAAACUCGAAUUCCUCGUCGUCGUCGUCGAGUGCGAAUUCAACGAGCGGGAGUGGUUCGGGUAAUAAACGAAGUUCAGGCGGCCAUCGAAGGGACAAAGCGCGGGACAAACACUCGGAAAAACAACAAGCUGCCGCCGCUCAGCAACAACAAACCAGUGCCCAACAAAAUAGCAAUUCUAAUAGUAGCGGUGGUAAUAGUAAUAAUAAUAGUGGAGGUAACGCGCAAAGUAACAGUAAUAAUAAUAAUAGUAAAGUGAGCGGAAAUAAUAAUAGUAAUAACGGUAAUAGUGCUAAUAACGGUGGUAGUGGAGGUAAUAAUGUUCAAGUGGUAGACGGGGGUUUAGUGAGGGUUAGUGCGGGACAAGUUGGUGGUCAAAGACCGGUUUUUCCAGCUAGUACAGGACCUGGUCCACCAAGUAACCAACAGCAACAAAUUGGCGGUAGUGUCAUCGGUGGGCCUCCACCCAGUCCUGCCGCCGCCACAGCUCAAGGAUCCGCCAGUAAACCAGAACAAGCCAAAGUUGGAAUCGGUGGAGGGAGUGCACGACAGCCAACACCACCUACAGGAGAUGAUAGAAGUUCAUCACCACCACCCAGUAAGAAGAUAAAAACUGAAAUUAAGGAAACUGUUGACGUGUGCGUUGGAACAAGUGUAGGAACAAUAACGGAACCAGAUUGUUUAGGACCAUGUGAACCCGGAACUAGUGUAACAUUAGAAGGAAUUGUUUGGCACGAAACCGAAGGAGAAGGUGUAUUGGUCGUAAAUGUAACGUGGAGAGGUAAAACGUACGUGGGCACGCUCCUAGACUGUACUCGCCACGACUGGGCCCCGCCGCGCUUCUGCGAUUCUCCGACCAGCGACCUGGACACGAGGACGCCGAAGGGCCGAGGUAAGAGGGGCCGCUCGGCAGCGGCUACGACAGCCGCCGCAGCAGCAGCCGCAGCCGCCACCGCCAACACACCCAACACUGACCAGACAAACAACAACUACUUCACAGAGACCCGAUCGUCGGCGCACAGUAAGCUGCGUAACGGAGGCGGCGCGACCGGACCUGGGGCCCCCAAGGGAAGACGCGGUGCGGCCGCCAACGGGGCAAACCCCUCGGCGACGGCCGCAACCGCCACGGCCCCAUCAUCGCCAACACCGUUCGCACCGCCUCGCGUCGAACCGAGCAACAAAAGGAAGAGCCGAAGCGGCGAAGAGGACGGCGUUCCUACCGGUGGAAAAAAAAGCAAAACAGCCGCGAAUGCAACAGUUUCCACAUCAUCAUCGAACAGUUCAUCGUCAUCCACAACAUCCUGUUCAUCAAACGCCUUAAAUUCUUCGCCACCACCAUCCCCGGUACUCUUAGAAUGUCCCGAACCAAAUUGUUCGAAAAAGUACAAGCACAUAAACGGCCUCAAGUAUCAUCAAUCCCACGCACACGGUUCAGCGGACGACGAGGACACCAAAGACGUUACGUCAAUGUCUGAAAAUGACGAAAGUAGCAAUAUUGAAGCUCCGAGUCCUGCCACGCCAGUUAAAUCGCCAGAUAAAAGUCAAGACUCACCGGCUACACCCCAGAAAAAGGAAGAUCUGCCAUUGAUAUUAAGAAGCUUGGACGCUACAAGUCAACCGGAUACGCCGAGAAGUACACCCCCUUCACCGGCUACCCCGCAAAGUAUACAAGAUAUGACAAAUUCCGUUGGAUCGCCAAGUGUACCUUUAGCGGAAGCGGCAAGUAAUGGAGUUGCGAAAAAUGUCGUGGCAAAACCAAGCGUUCUUAGGUAUACAGAAGAAUUUCCGGUUUCGAAUAUAUUUCCUGGAAAUAAAAGUCAACCUGUAUCAGGUAAUAACUUAACAACACCAAGUCCACUAGCAACAGUAAGGCCAGUAAACGUAUCUUCCAUUUCAUCAGAACCGCAACAGGUUCAACAGCAUCCUCAAGAAGUUCCACCUCCCCAACAACAGCCACAACCACAACCGCCACCACCUCAACAACAACAAACUUUCGGCGGUCAACUUCAACAACAACAACAAAUGCCAUCGCAAACCUUCACCCAGCCGCCAACGUUAAUGAUUCCCAGUCAAAAUCAACCUCAAAUUCAAUCGCUACCGAGUCCACACCCGCCGCAAAGUCCCAAAACGACGGCAACAAAUCUAACGCCGUUUAAAGUAAAACCGACGUCCGCCCUAAUGCCUGAAGAUAAAAAGACGGUUAAGCAACCGUUACCGCCCAAUUUUAAUAAGAAAAAGAGUCGAAAGAGUCCCGCCUCGAGUCCUGAUCCGCCCCAAACGAAUGAGGCGCCCGUUUUCGGUAUGGAGAAUCAAAGUGGUAGGGAUGAGGUUCAAAGCCCUGCGUAUUCGGAUAUAUCGGACGAUGGUGCUCCGGUGAUUGAAAAUGACGAUAAAUCGAAAGGAAACGACAAAAAGGCUGAUUCCGGGCAACAAAUGCAACAUAUGCCUUCGUAUGUUUACCCAUUUUAUGGCCAGGCGCCUUAUUUGGUUUCAUCAGUUCAAGAAAAUAAAAAUAAAGAACCCGAAAAACAACAACAAACCAUAGAAAAACAACCGAUUGAAAAGGAUAAUCCCAAAAAAGACAACACCAACAACCCAGAGUAUCAACAAAAAGUUCUUCAACAGCAUUAUUACCCGUAUGGUUACAUGCCUUCAUAUCCUUAUAACAUGGAAACGUCUUAUGUUCCAUCGAUCAAUGAUGAUAAAAUGAAAGAAGAACGAGGAAAAGAUAACCCUAGUCCGAUUGACCAACAACAAACCGUUAAACAAAACGCUCCAAUACCGAAUCCGAUUCAAGUUCCAAAUCCUGGAAAAGUUAAAACGGAACCGAAUGUUGUUAAAGAUAAACAUCAAAAUGAUAAUCAUCAGAUUUUGAAGGAAAGUAUUGAAAUGAAAAAUCAGAUGAGUUAUAAUGUUUAUUCAAGACAACAAGUUCAUGCGCAAAGAGAAGAUGACGUCAGGCGAUUUUACGCUUAUCAGGAACAGAGGAGAAAGGAACAACAACAUCAACAUCAGCAACAACAACAAGCCCAACAAGCUCAACAACAGCAGCAGCAACAACAAAAUGAGAAGAAUCUAUCGCAAAAUAAGGUUCCAUCACAAAGUCCUAAUUUAAAACAUAAAGAAAAACAAGAUGAUAAAAAAGAAAAGGAUGUAAAACAAGAAGGCGUAAAACCUACUAUGGAAACGCAAGGUCCCCCACCGCCCCCAACGUCUCAAUAUUACAUCCAUCCCAGCUACAUGCAAUCACCACAUUAUGGACCAUUACCGUUCGACCCAAACCACGUGUAUCGUGGCAUAAUGGUUCCAGGUCCAUACGGUUCAAAUCCCUACCUCCAUCACCCUCAGUUAUCGCGUUAUGCCCCCGAAGAUUUGUCUCGACCGCCACCACCCACGAAAGCUCUCGAUAUGCUUCAGCAUCAUGCCCAGUACUAUUCCCCGCACAAAAUCCACGAACUUCAAGAACGCGCGAUUAAAAGUCCAACGCCGAAAACGUCGGUUGCGAGUAGUAGCCCGUCGGCGAAUAAUCCCACGGUUAAUUCACAACAAAUGAGUGGAGUGCAGCAACAGCAAGUUGUGUCUUCUUCGCAGGCCAGUACGGUUGCUUCAGGUGGUGGUAAACAGGUAACGGGAGAUGGGAAGGAAUCGAGAUCACCCCCGCCACAACGACAUGUUCAUACUCAUCAUCAUACGCAUGUGGGGCUCGGGUAUCCUAUGUAUCCAGCACCAUAUGGAGCGGCUGUAUUAGCAAGUCAACAAGCAGCAGCGGUCACAGUGAUUAACCCAUAUCCACCAAAAUGAGACCAAGUCAGAAAGUGCAGUAAUAAUAGUAGUGAUCAGAGCAUUCCAAUAAACGUGUAAAAAAGUGCGUUUUAACAAAACAUAAAAAGAAAACUUAAUCGGGAAGUGAUUUUUUUGUAAAUAGUGUAAAGACUAAAAUAACUGUGUGAAGAUUCUACGUAUAAAAUAAUAAAAACUUUUAAAUAUGAAAGAAAAUAAACAGUUUUAAGAACAUUCUCUAGUUACUUAUGCAUCAUAUUUACUCUAAAAUAAGAGAAAAACAAUGGAUUCAAUGGUUAUCGUUAAAACUAUACAUACAUAAGAGGUAAAAAAAACUAUUAAAAUAGGAGUUAAAUUGUAGACUGAAGCGAAAAAGAGAAAUAGAAAUUAAGGAAGAACAAGAGAAUAAAAAAAUCUGUACUUUAUUACUGUAAAUUUACAGAAAGAAGCGAAGAAAUGAGGUGAAUGAAAUAUAAAGCUAAAUAAAAAAUACAAAAUAAAAAUGAUAAUUUAAAAUUUAAAAGCAGAAAUUUUAACAAUAUAUUGAUAUACACUCUGUGUAUUUUAACUUGUGAUUCGUUUUAUUCUCGUGUGUAUAAGUUAAAAUAAGCAUUUUGUAUAUAAUAUAUAUUUUAAGUGUUUAUAUUAUAUAUACAUUACAAUAUUAUAUACGUCUCUAUAUAUGUGCUUGUCCACAUAUUUUUUAAUACGUCAAUUUUGUUCUCUCUCCCAUUGUUUCUUGGAGUUUAGUUUCUUCUUUGGUAUAUUUCUUAUUUUUCCUAGCGAUUUUUUUAUUUUAUUUUUUUUAAGUCGUGUUUUAUUCGGAUACGUCCCAGUUUUAGUGGGAUAUGAUGUAUUAAAGAUUAAAGUAAACAAAAAAAAAAAGAAAGAAAUAAUAGAAAAAAAAUUAUCGAAAACAAAUACGGUUCUUAUUUUUUACUUGGAAAUCUCCGUGAUCUGUACAUUUUGUACCCGCGACAACUUCUAAUAUUUUUCGUCAUUAUUAUUAUUAUUAUUGUCGUCAUCUCGUUAUUAUUAUUACAUAAUUAUUACUGUUAGUUCAAUUUUUUACGCAUAA